AUGGACACCAUUCAGAGCGUCCUCCCCGCCGACGCUACCGCGCGCAUCCUCGAGCAGUACCUCGCCAGCGUAUCCCAAUCGCGCGAGUCUGGCUACGACAGCGACGAGGCGAUGUCCACCGACUCUGAUGCGUCAUUCACCGAGGAGGGCUCCUCGUCCUUCGCCACCACCUCGAGCGACGUCGCCUCCGCGCUCUCCUCGCUCACCCUCUUCGACCGCGUGCACACCGCCGACAUCGCUUCGGACGACUCCGCAUUCAGCAGCGACGACGAGUUCGCCGAGGAGGGCACCCGCGCGGAGCAGCAGCUCAGGAGGGACCUCGUCCUGGGCCGCCCGCCGCAGUCGCUGCUGCGCUGGCGCCCGCGCGAGCUCAACGACCUGCACGAGUCGUACAUGAAGCAGCUCGCCGACGCGGACGUCGAGCUCGCGGAGCUCACGGACGUCCCGAACGACGUGAUCGUCCGCCGACAGGUGUCAGCCGAGUGCCGCGCGCCCCCCGAUAUGGAUGGGCGGGAUACGGCGGCGGUCGUGCGCGAGCUGCGGAUGCGCUCGUCGAAGGAAAUUGCAGAUAUGGAGAAGCCUGAGUCGGUGAGGGCGUUGAUGCUCCUCGCGCAGGCGUUGUUCAGGCGCGAGAAGGAGAUCAAGAGGAUCCUGUACAGGAAAGACCAGAUGGACGAAGACAGCGAGGAAGACUAA
Messenger RNA from Fomitopsis serialis, 696 nucleotides. RefSeq lists its product as uncharacterized. Bases 1 to 696 code for a protein of 231 amino acids. The transcript has a single exon. NCBI's taxonomy places the organism in Eukaryota, Fungi, Basidiomycota, Agaricomycetes, Polyporales, Fomitopsidaceae. The record is from RefSeq and is a predicted model, not a curated record.